Molecule: messenger RNA, 978 nt
Organism: Dictyostelium purpureum
Lineage: Eukaryota; Evosea; Eumycetozoa; Dictyosteliales; Dictyosteliaceae
Exons: 1
Biological process (GO): copper ion transmembrane transport
Cellular component (GO): membrane
Molecular function (GO): copper ion transmembrane transporter activity
Source: RefSeq, a predicted model, not a curated record
UGUGUUACAGAUCCAGCAGCUCCAGAGUGCGCAAAUUAUGUUUAUCCAGCAGCAAAUGCCACAGCAGAUAUUAAGAAUCUUUGUACAAUGAUGUCAUAUAUGCCAGUUUGUACAGUUCAAGCAUCAUGUGACAGUGCAAAAUUAUCAACUGGUAUUUGCCAACCAUUCUCAAUUUUAGCAGAUUCAUGCACCCAUGAUAUGCCAGGUAUGGGUGGUUGCAAAAAUUUUGUUUCACUUUGUAAUACUACAGGUUCAGUUGUCAAUCAAUGCAAAGAUGUAGAUAUGAUUGAUAAUUUACCAACAACAAUGGCUACCUAUGGUUUAAUUAAAGAUAUUUGUACUGAAAUGGCAAUGGAUGGUUGUGAAAAUUGUGUUGGCACUGGUAAAACAAUGAAGACUUGUGGUGAUCUUUUGACUGUAUAUUCCGAUCUCUGUAUGCAAAUGCCAGAUAUGUCACAAUGUAAAGCAUGGCAAUCAAUGUGUUUAUCCACUGGAAAUCUUGCCCAAAGUGAUCUCAAUGGUGUUUUCUGUGAAAAAUCAAAUUCAAAUGCCUCUCCAAUAAUGAAAAUGUUCUUCCACACUGGUAUUAUCGAAUACGUUUUAUUCAAAUCAUGGGUCCCAAGAACUAAUGGUCAAUUUGCUGGUACAUGGUUUGCUAUCUUUUUCUUUGCUAUUCUCUUUGAAAUCGAAAAAACUGCAAGAGCUAUCUUAGAAAAGAAAUGGCAACCAAAGAAAGAUGAUAACGCCUUACUUAUCAACUCAGCAUUCUUAGGUGGCUCCUAUCCAUCAUUCUCUUAUAGAGAUAUCAUCAGAGGUUGUCUCCAUGGUUUAGAAUUAACAUGCUCUUAUCUUUUAAUGUUAAUUUGUAUGCUUUUCAACGUUGCUUUAUUCUUUGCCGUUAUUGCUGGUGUUAUUGUUGGUAAUAUUUUAGUUGGCCGUUAUCGUAACUACUCCCCAAGAGUCACUUGCUGUGAAUAA